Impatiens glandulifera is the source of this 498-nucleotide messenger RNA. RefSeq names its product glycine-rich cell wall structural protein-like. NCBI's taxonomy places the organism in Eukaryota, Viridiplantae, Streptophyta, Magnoliopsida, Ericales, Balsaminaceae. The coding region runs from base 1 to 498 and encodes 165 amino acids. The record is from RefSeq and is a predicted model, not a curated record. The transcript has a single exon.
AUGGCUUCUAAACUGUUCUUUCUUACUUUUCUUGGUUCCCUUCUUUGUUGCUCAAUUCAUGCAAGGAAGAUCAAUACUUAUAUCCCCGACUCUUCCUCAUUUCGAAAUGAAAAAACAUUCUUCCCACGUGGUCCGUUUGUUGGCGGCGGUGGUGGUGCUGGAGGCGGCGGAGGUGGAGGUAUUGGCUUGGGAUCAGCUGGUGGUGGAUUUGGUAGUGGAGCCGGUGGUGGGUUUGGAUCAGGAGUUGGUGGUGGAGCCGGAGGAGGUGGUGGUGGAGGAGGGUUCGGAGGUGGUGGUGGUGGUGGGCUAGGUGGUGGAGUCGGAGGUGGUAGUGGAGGAGGGUUUGGAGGGGGAGUGGGUGCAGGUGGUGGGUUAGCUGGUGGAGGUGGAGGUGGUGCUGGUGGUGGAGGAGGGUUUGGCGGUGGAGCUGGUGGACUUGGAAGUGGAUUUGGUGGUGGUGCUGGUGCUGGCGGUGGAUUUGGAGGUGGCUUACCUUGA